Messenger RNA from Cottoperca gobio, 2764 nucleotides. It is a transcript of the gene slc25a15b, whose product is annotated as solute carrier family 25 member 15b. The record is from RefSeq and is a predicted model, not a curated record. Gene Ontology annotation, molecular function: L-ornithine transmembrane transporter activity. The transcript has 7 exons. Bases 396 to 1304 code for a protein of 302 amino acids. Gene Ontology annotation, biological process: mitochondrial L-ornithine transmembrane transport. Gene Ontology annotation, cellular component: mitochondrion. Lineage: Eukaryota; Metazoa; Chordata; Actinopteri; Perciformes; Bovichtidae.
UAAAAGUGUACAUUCAGAGCAGAAUGAGAAGAAAAGAGUUUCGUAACGAGAAGGCGGUUUUGAUACCUGGGAUUGUGAGCGGAGUGGGAGCUCCUCAUCUCGGGUUAAAUUAACAACCUCUAGCUUCUCCUCCGUUUGUCACUGAUGGCCGAUCCAUUCAAUGUCCACACUGAGUGACCACAGUGUUCGUGUUGCAAUUGCGAUAACACCAAGAUAAACUUCGGGUGUCUGCAUGUGGUGGUGUCAGUGAGCAUGAGGUCACCCGUGGACGAUGUUAGCUUCGGUCAGCAGCUCGCGCUUAACCUCACCGGCAGCCGCACUUUGAUGCUCCGCGUUGAACUCGUCGCUCUCCUCUGAUUCAAAGAGAAACUUCUUCUGACAACUACUUGGACAUUAUGGCCCCACACCCGGUGGUCCAGGCCGUCAUUGACCUCUCUUCAGGAGCCAUAGGGGGUGCUGCAUGUGUCUUUAGUGGACAGCCUUUAGACACGGCAAAGGUGAAGAUGCAGACCUUUCCUAAGAUGUACCAGGGUUUCAUCCACUGCGUCACGUCCACCUACAAACAAGUGGGUCUGCGUGGUCUCUACCAGGGCACCACGCCAGCACUGGUGGCCAACAUCGCAGAGAACUCUGUGCUCUUCAUGAGCUACGGCUUCUGCCAGCAGGUCAUCCGCCUCACGGCUGGACUGCACAAUGAAGCUGUGCUGAGUGACGUGCAGAAAGCUUGUGCUGGCUCAGUAGCGUCCAUUUUCUCCUCGCUGGUACUCUGCCCCACUGAGCUCGUCAAGUGUCGGCUGCAAGCCAUGUACGAAAUGGAGGCUUCAGGAAAGAUUGCUAAGAGCCAGAAUACAGUGUGGUCGGUGGUGAAGUCCAUCAUGAGGAACGAGGGGCCACAGGGCUUCUUCCAGGGUCUGACCACCACCAUAGCCAGAGAAGUCCCCGGUUACUUCUGCUUCUUCGGUGCCUAUGAGCUCUGCCGCACUACCUUUGCGGACUACAUGAAAUGUGAAAAAGACGACAUAGGUGUGGCUCCAAUCAUGUUCAGCGGUGGUUUGGGGGGGGCGUGCCUGUGGCUGGUGGUCUAUCCCAUGGACUGUGUCAAGUCUCGGAUCCAGGUCAUGUCUAUGACGGACAAACAGGGAGGAUUUUUCAAAACCUUCAUGACCAUCGCUCGUACUGAAGGUGUGAGGGCACUCUACUCUGGUCUUACCCCGACCAUGAUCCGCACCUUCCCUGCUAACGGAGCGCUUUUCCUGGGUUAUGAGGCCAGCCGGAAGCUCAUGAUGAAGCAGUUUGACAGCUAAAAGAUGCACAACAUGAAUGAAGGAGUGGUGAACUGGAAGUGAAGUAUUGUAGUCAUAAAACCUCAUCAAAACUCCAGUUAAAGCUUGGAAGCGUAAUACACGUGGGACCUGGUUUAAUUUUCCAUUUCCUGCUUUUGUUUUACUUGCCUAAAAACUGCCACACUCCCUCUCUUUUUAAUCUACACCUCUAAUAUAGUGUUUACGUCAUUUAAAUCCUCAUAUUAAUUUAUUUUUUAGAUUAAGAUAUAAUUUUGUUUUUCACUCUCCAAAACAAUUAUUGCCAACAUACAGCUAACAUACAGCCAACAUACAGCAACAUACAGCUAACAUACAGCCAACAUACAGCCAACAUACAGCCAACAUACAGCCAGCAUACAGCUAACAUACAGCCAACAUACAGCCAACAUACAGCUGACAUACAGCCAGCAUACAGCUAGCAUACAGCCAGCAUACAGCUAGCAUACAGCCAGCAUACAGCAGCAUACAGCUAGCAUACAGCUAGCAUACAGCUAACAAGCAUAGAUGAGAAAAAAUGAUGUGCAGUUUAACCAGCCUCUUUCUGAGGAAUUGUUAACACUCCAGUUUCUUCUUUUUUUUUUUUUUUUUUUUAAUCAUUCUUUACUUCUCUGUAUUCAGCUACAUGGGUAGGAAAACACUCCGUUAGAUUGUGAGAUUAUCUUUUGAAGCACAAAAUCUGUAAACCUUACUUUUAGUUCAUUGCAUGAAGAUUUUAUUUAGAAAUGCGCAGUGGCAUAUACUAAUCAAUUUAAGUGGCCUGACAUGUGUUGUGACAACUUGUGUUUUUUUAAUUAGGGAAUAAUUCUCUGCUAAAUAUGCGUCUCAGUUUUGGAUCACAUCUGUUUGUUUCGGUAAAGUAAAGAAAAAUGCAAUUCUGGUAAUAAAUAUGUUGAAACAUGUGCUUACUUUUCAAACAGUCUCGACUGCCGGUUUUAUCCGCCACAAUAGAAACAAAUCCAGCCAGCAGGGACUAGGCUGUUUUGUAUUUGCGUUAUAUUUCGCUUCUGAUGUGAUUUAAGUUUCCGCUCUUUCAAAUCACUACACUUUGCCUUUUUUGUUUGUUGUGUGACCUUUUAUCUGUGUUCUUUACAAGUCAAUGAGAAAAUAUCAAGUGUAUUAAAUGUGCCAUUUGUACAUUGCAUGAAAAAAAUGUACACCUUCACCCCAGGACUUUCAAGAGCCAGCGAGAGCUUACCGGUCACCGCCGGAACCGCGGCGCUUUCCAGGGCACAGGCCCCUCUGCAGGGUUUUUCCAGUGCUUAGUAGUUGGCAAUUCAGAAAUCUCAGUCCUAGUCCUUUUCAAUGUUAAUUGAGAAAUGUAGAUAUUUUAAAAUGCUAACUAUUUGAGAUGACACAUGAAAUGUUUGUACAGAUAUCUAUCCUGAUAUUCAUUGCAGUCGAACGAUCUACAAUAAAGGUGUUGAAGUCUGUAUUUUAUUUCA